Messenger RNA from Danaus chrysippus (African queen), 1740 nucleotides. NCBI's taxonomy places the organism in Eukaryota, Metazoa, Arthropoda, Insecta, Lepidoptera, Nymphalidae. The record is from the annotation of a GenBank genome assembly.
AUGAAACGCUGCAAUCGUAUAUUUCCAGGAGUUCCAGGAGUAAUCUUUAAUGGCGUACCAGACUUUCUAUAUGAGACCGAGAUGUUACAACUGGACCGAGCCCUGUGGUUCAGUCCCGAUGGACAAACCCUCAUGUACGUCAUCUACAAUGACACCCUGGUACAACAACACAAAUAUUCAUGGUAUGGCUUGGAUCAACAAGAACCGCCUGCGUACCCUGCCAUAAGGACCCUGAGAUAUCCGAAGAUGAAUACUAAUAACCCAGCAGUGACGGUUUACGUGGUCAGUCUGAAGACUCCAAAGUUUUUAUUCCCACAUGCUAUACAGUUUAACUCACCCUUUGACUCUGGCUGGUAUAUUCGUUGGACCAGUUGGGUGUCUGAGCGUCAGGUAGCUGCUCUGCUCCUCAACAGACCUCAGAAUUUAUCCAUCAUCACCACCUGCAACGCUGUUACAUACAACUGCCAGGAUAUCUAUCGCGACGAGUCUGACGCUUCGCGAUGGUCAGGUCUUGGGUCAGACCCGGAGGAGGAGUGCGGCUGGUGCGGGGGGGCGGCGCUGGUGGGGGGGAGGAGUGGCAUUUUCACCUCCAUACCUGUCACCGACCAGGGAGGAGUGUGGAGACACGCGAUACAUCUGACACCUGAGACGAGGACCACCAUCACACAGGGGAACUUCGAAAUAACACAGCUGAUCGGAUGGGAUGAGAAACGAAGACUGCUCUACGUGAUCGGCACCGCCCCUGACAAAGCCGGUGAGCGUCACCUGUACCGCGUGUCGGUGCCAGUGGACGGCUGGCCUCCUCCACCCGUCUGCCUCACCUGCCCUGGACGGAUGAUUGAAGCUACCGGCGAACCCAGCACGGAAGAACCGGAGUGCCUCGGUCCGGAGCCCCCAGCUAUAUUCCUCUGUACGUCAGCGGGGUCCCGCCGGGCCGUGCUCUGGGAUGGUGCGCCGCUCAGACAAAAGUUCGCGGCCCUCGCUUCACCGCAAGCGAAAGUGUUCAGAGUUGAGGUGCAAGCACAAAGAUCAGCUCGUGUGAGGUUACUUCUGCCUCCGGGUCUGCGUGAUACUGACGACCUGCCGCUACCACUAGUAUUGCAUUUGUCCUCGGCUCCAGGGUCCCAGCUGGUGACAGAGCAGUGGGCGCCUCGUUGGGGCUGGUACCUCGCCGCCGCAAGGAACUUCAUAGUCGCUGAAAUAAACGCGAGAGGAUCCGGCGGACAGGGAGGGGAGUUACGAACAGAGAUAUACCAAAAACUGCUGUCAGUAGACGUUGAAGACCAAAUAGCUGUUUUAUCCUACCUCCGUGACAACCUGAAGAUGGUGGAUGGCAGUCGUACUGGUGCGUGGGGGAGCGGGUAUGGAGCGGCCGCGGCGCUGGCCUUGGCUGCUGGGGACGCGGCCAACCUCACCAGGUGCCUGGCCCUGCUGGCGCCCCUUGCUGACUUACGACACCACAACUCGUUCUGGUCGGAGAGCUACGAGGGUGUGGGUGGUGGAGCGUCCCUAGGAGUGUGGCGCCGCGUGUCCUCGGUCCCUCCUCGGCGCGUGUUGCUCGCUCACGCCACCGCGGACGUGCGAGCUAAAACGAGAGUGUAUCCUGAUGAGGGUCACUCCUUCGAGCGCUCAUUCCUGCACGUGUACUCCUCCAUGGAGCAGUUCUUCGACGAGUGUUUCGGUCCCGUGGAGCUCGCGGACUGGGACAACCCCGGGGGACUGUUCCCAUUCAGGGAUUGA